CUUGCUCACUAAGCUAACUUCGAUGCGCAUUGUCACAUGGAACAUUAACGGCAUCUCUACAAUCUUGCAAUACCAUCCGUGGUGCGAAUCAAAGAAGUUCAAGGUGUUACUUGACGCGCUGGACGCAGAUAUCAUAUGCUUACAGGAGAUAAAGUGUCGACGAACCAAAGUCACAAAGGAAUUUGCUAUUGUGGAUGGCUACGAUGCUUAUUUUUCCUUCUCACGGUCUAAACACGGCUAUUCCGGGGUUGCAGUCUAUGUUCGGCAACCGCUCAAACCAAUCUCAGCUGAAGAAGGAAUUACAGGCUAUUGGACGCAACAUGAAACAUUUGAGCCGUCACUCGCAAUAGCAACUGACUCCAUGGUGCUCGAUGCAGAAGGCCGCUGUGUUGUUUUAGAAUUUGAACUGUUCGUCUUGUUCUGCAUUUAUUUUCCCAACGAUGCAAGCGAGGAACGCCGGAUGUACAAGAUGGACUACCACCAGUGUGUGCAGGAACGGGCUGAGCAGCUACUGCGCCAAGGAAAACAAGUCAUCAUAGCAGGUGAUGUGAAUGCUAUGCACCGAGAAAUCGACUGUUGCGAUCCAAAGAAUAAUAUGAAAGAAUGGGGCAUAUCCAACUUUCAAGAUGUGCCUGGAAGACGCUGGGUUGAUGAUUUUUUGUUUCCCAAGGGUCCGAUGGUUGAUAUGACAAGAUAUUAUCACCCCACAAGGAAAGGCAUGUUUACUUGCUGGAAUACCAAAAUCGAUGCAAGGGCUUCAAAUUAUGGAACACGGAUUGACUAUGUUUUGGCAUCGAAGGGUUUAGAGCCCUGGUUUAAAUAUUCCGACAUACAGCCCGACUUUCGUGGUAGUGAUCAUUGCCCUGUUUAUGCCGAUUUUCACGAUGUCAUCGAAAAAUGUGAUCCUGUAGGCACCAAAAUGGCUGAUCAUAUUCGUGACCAUUUGACUUCAGACAUAUGCAGCGAUCCAUGCCAAAUUGCUGCUGUGAACUUUGAAGAGUACUCAAACAAGCAGAAAAAACUAUCUAAUUUUUUCUCAGCCAAGCGACCUGCUGAUGAUGAUCUGGCCUCCCUUGCAAGUCAAGCCUCUACGAUAGCUAGCCAGAUGUCUAAUGUUGACAGCAGCGAGACUGAUUGUACCAGUCAGACUGUAGGUGUUCCUAAAACUGAUUCCCCAGCCAUACCAAUCGUACUGUCAACGCAAGUCUCCAAUCUGGAUACUUUGACACAAGAACAUGCCACAAAUUCCGUUGCAACAGGGAAGACCGAGUACUUCACUACGAAACGGAAAAAAUUAUCGGUGUCAAAGGCGAAAAGCCCAGUCGACUCUAAUCAGUCAUCGCUUAGCUCUUUCUUCACCAGAUCAUCCACGAAAAACACAUCAACGCCGUCAUCUAUAUCGGACGGCUCCAAUAAUAAUUCUCCUUCUGUGGCGGAAACAUACACUCCACCUAUAGAUCAUAAGCAAGAUGAAGAGUUUGUGGAUAUAGAACAGCUGAUGAAGCAACAUGAGCAGACCGUCAAGGCUGGGACACAGUGGAACGCCUUGUUCACUCCUCGAAAAGUACCAACGUGCAAUGUACAUAAAGAACCCUGUAAGGAGUUUGUGGUAAACAAAAAGGGAGUGAACCACGGGCGUCGAUUCUAUCUUUGCUCUAGGCCAGUUGGACCGCAGGAUGGUCCCGACUCUAAUGAAUAUCGCUGUGAUUAUUUUAUGUGGCAAACGGAGCUUGACAAAAAGCGGUCUGGUAACAGCUACAAAUGACUUUGAGAACACGCAGCUCUCUGGCAUAACGUAACUUCAUGCGGAUCCCAUGAUAGCAGGAUAAGAGAUUGAUCUGGGGCAUGUCGUUUGGUUAAGAGCAACACAUAUUGUUUAAUGUAAUGUAGAACAUACCAAAAUUUUCCUGUUGACUUCCUCUAUGUCAUGUAUAAUUAGCUCAACAUCUUUCAACUGUAUCUUUAGCAAUAGCAUUGGUUUUUCAAAAAUAUGCCGUAUUACUUUGGCGAUACCAUCUUAGAAUCGGUUGUCAAUUAUGAUGAAUGUCUAUUUCCA
Umbelopsis ramanniana AG is the source of this 2056-nucleotide messenger RNA. RefSeq lists its product as uncharacterized. The transcript has 6 exons. Gene Ontology annotation, cellular component: nucleus. Gene Ontology annotation, molecular function: DNA binding; double-stranded DNA 3'-5' DNA exonuclease activity; zinc ion binding. The record is from RefSeq and is a predicted model, not a curated record. NCBI's taxonomy places the organism in Eukaryota, Fungi, Mucoromycota, Umbelopsidomycetes, Umbelopsidales, Umbelopsidaceae. Gene Ontology annotation, biological process: base-excision repair. The coding region runs from base 23 to 1765 and encodes 580 amino acids.